Messenger RNA from Cajanus cajan (pigeon pea), 669 nucleotides. The record is from RefSeq and is a predicted model, not a curated record. Lineage: Eukaryota; Viridiplantae; Streptophyta; Magnoliopsida; Fabales; Fabaceae.
AUGAUUCGUGAAAUUGGGCAUUUUGGGAAGCAUUUGAAAGCUCCUUCUUAUCAUGACAUUAGAGUACCACUCCUUCAAAAAGAAGUGGAGUUCACUAAUGAAUUAAUGAAGCCACUAAAGGAUCAAUGGGCAAGUUUUGGGUGUUCCUUAAUGUCAGAUGCUUGGACUGAUAGGAAACAAAGAAGCAUAAUCAACUUUUUGGUGAACUCCUCUUCUGGGACAAUGUUCUUAAGGUCGGUUGAUGCAUCUGAUUAUGUAAAGACCGGUGAAAAGAUAUUUGAGUUGCUGGAUUCUAUUGUGGAGGAGAUUGGAGAGGAAAAGGUUGUCCAAGUUAUAACGGACAACGGAAGUAAUUAUGUUCUUGCUGGUAGGUUGCUAGAGGAGAAAAGAAAAAAAAUUUAUUGGACUCCUUGUGCUGCACAUUGUAUAGAUUUGAUGUUAGAGGACAUUGGCAAGCUGCCCCAUAUAAAGAAGACCAUUCAGCGAGCUAUCUCUCUUGUUGGCUUCAUUUAUAGCCAUUCAAGCACUUUGAGCAUGUUGAGGUUCUUUAGUGAGGGGAGGGAAUUAGUCAGACAUGCAAUCACUCGAUUUGCCACAUCUUAUCUUUCCUUGGAGAGGAUUCAUCAAGAGAAAACUAAUCUUCAAAAGAUGUUUGUGUCAGAAGAGUGA